Molecule: messenger RNA, 8561 nt
Organism: Pogoniulus pusillus (Red-fronted tinkerbird)
Lineage: Eukaryota; Metazoa; Chordata; Aves; Piciformes; Lybiidae
Gene: CREB3L2
Product: cAMP responsive element binding protein 3 like 2
Exons: 12
Coding region: 281-1846 (521 amino acids)
Biological process (GO): regulation of transcription by RNA polymerase II
Molecular function (GO): DNA-binding transcription factor activity, RNA polymerase II-specific; cAMP response element binding
Source: RefSeq, a predicted model, not a curated record
GCCGCCGCCCGGCCGCUGUCCUCGUCCCAGAUUGGCGGCCUCGGGGGCGGGGGCGGGGCGCGACUCGCAGCUGGAGGAGGCGAACCCCCCGCCCCGGCGCCUGCAUACUCUGGGAGGCGGUGGGGACGCGUCCUCAGCGCGGAGAAGGGCGAGAGUGAGCAGGAGGCUUCGUGGCCCAUGGGAGCGGGCGGCGCGGCGUGAGCCGGCCGCCGAGAGUGUACAGAGGCAGAUAGGGGUGCUGUAGAGAGGCAGUGGGGGUGCCCAAUUGCUUGUGGUCGCUAUGGAGGUGUGCGAGAGCGGUGGGGAGCAGCCGCCGCUACUGCACUGGGACCGCAAGCUGAGCGAGCUGUGCGAGCCCGCCGACCCCGAUACCCUGCUGUGCCACACGCACUUCACAGAGUUCCUGGAUGAGUUUUCACCUGAUGUCCUAGGCCAGCUCUUGAAUGAUCCCUUCUUGUCAGAGAAGAAUGAAAUAAUGGAGGUGGAAUUGUCUCCAGCAUCCCCAGCACCUCUCAUCCAGGCAGAACACAGCUACUCUCUCUGUGGGGACUCUCGACCCCAGUCUCCCCUGACUCACAUCUCCACCGAGGACAACUUUAAUGAAGGUGACCUGGAAAAUGAGGAAUGGUGUCUGGGUACAGAGCUGACUCCAGCAGCAAUAAAGACUGAGCCAGCAUUGUGUGAGACAUCAGGCCUUGCCCCCUCAGUCAGUCUCACUGUCACAGCCACGUCGCUGGACGAGGAACAACCUGAGCUACAGCCAGAUGCCUUGAUGAAACCACUGAACCAGAAAGUUCUUCCAGAAAUCAAGUUGGAGCCCCAUGAAGUGGACCAGUUCCUGAAUCUGUCUUCUAAAGAAGCAGUGGAUCCCCUGCAUUUGCCUCCAACCCCUCCCAGCAGCCAUGGCAGUGACUCUGAAGGAGGGCAGAGCCCGGUUAGAUCACUCCCUCCUUCAAGCCCAAUCCAGCUACAAGCCACAGCUAAAGUGACAUCGCGCACAGCUUCAGCGCUCUCCAAUUCCCCUCUGCUGACUGCACCUCAUAAGUUGCAGGGGACUGGCCCACUCAUCCUUACAGAAGAGGAGAAGAGGACGCUGAUAGCAGAGGGAUACCCAAUCCCUACCAAACUGCCCUUGACAAAGGCAGAAGAGAAAGUGCUAAAGAAAAUCCGCAGGAAAAUCAAGAACAAGAUCUCUGCCCAGGAAAGUAGAAGAAAAAAGAAAGAAUACAUGGACAGUCUGGAAAAAAAAGUUGAGACUUGCUCAAAUGAAAAUAAUGAGCUACGUAAGAAGGUUGAAGUCCUGGAGAACACUAACAGAACACUUCUGCAGCAGUUGCAGAGACUCCAAGCCAUGGUUGCUGGGAGAGUGUCCCGUUCAUGUAAGGCAGCUAGCACACAGACAGGGACCUGUCUUAUGAUGGUGGUGCUAUGCUUUGCAGUAGUUUUUGGCAGCUUCUCUCAAACUUAUGGGCCAUAUCCUUCGGCUACAAAGAUGGUGUUGCCCAGGCAGCAUUCCUCACCAGAGUCCUACACAGACUCCAUUGUGAGGUCAAGGAGUCUGCUAAUUUAUGAAGAGCCUCACCAACUAGAGGAGUCGUCGAGCCCGAUCUCCUUUGCAGAUCGCAAUGACAGGCAAGCAGACACCUCCAAGUACACAGCACUGUCCUUGGAAGCCAUGCCUGGGACACAGCAGGAUGAUAUUGUGCAGUUCACUAUAGCCAAUGAGACAAUGCUAGAGAAAUCAGUGUUGCUGGGCCUGCAGCAGCACAGAGUCAACUCUGAACUAGAAGGAAACGAAACGCUGAAGAUAAUUGAAAUAGAUAGAAGAGUCAAUGCCACCUCAUAAAAAUAAAAACAAGGCUUUUUUCUUGACUUCCCUCUUUCCCACAUAACUUCCAACCAAAGUCCCCUUGGCUUGUCAUCCCCAGUGAACCAAAGUACAAAAGAGAGGGAGUACAACUGUUUCAUUGACUGGUGAGGCUGUGACUGCAGAUGGGAUCUCUCGUCUUUGUAACUCCCUUCCUCACUUCACACACAGUCGUUGUCUUUGCUUUUCUUCCUUUCCUGGCUAAUACUGCAAAGGCAGGAUUGAACUGUAAUGGCAGAUGAUGCCAGCAGUGUGCUGAUGACUGGUGGGUGUGUGUGUGCGUGCAGCCACACAUCCUAAUCUGAGCACAAAGACAUUCUGUAAAAGAGUGAAAUAUGCAAAACUGAAGGGAGCAUGUGGGUGACAGGCUUCUUGGGAGAAGGUAAUUGAAAGAAAGAGGAGAUGCAGUGUGGUACUGCCCAUAAUCUAGAUGCAGCUCUGUGCCUACUGUUCAACAGCACUCGAGCCUUUUGUGGGGAUUGAGAAGCAUGUAGCCCCCUUCUGAAGGCACAAGAAAGGAUCCUGAUACUGCUGAGUUAGCAGCACAGGCAUGGGAGGGGUGAGCAGUGAUGCUGCUGAAUUGUUCUCCCCUAGCUCUUUCUCUCCUCCCCUCCAGCCUUUUUAUGCUUCCACCCUCGUGGAAUUCAAGCAAGGAUCAGUCGCUGUCUUGUCACACUUUGUGUGGGAAAAUUACAGUAGUUUAACUAAAUCUGUUUAGAAAGCAGGUUUUGUUAAAUUUAUUCAAUGCUUUGGAUGGAUGUCUUGUAGUCUUCUUAGGGCUAAUUUGUUUAGCUGAAAUCAGUUCCUUCCCAACAAACUAAAUCAGUGUAAGGCUCAAACCAGAAGUGCCUCUUGAGAGGACCAUAUGGAUUUAAUUUAUUGGCUUCCAGAUGCAUUGAUAGAAUUUCUCAUGUCAUAUGACCUGAUAGAAUUUCUCAGGUCAUGAGACCUGGUCUCAGAUCAUCUUGUGUUUUCUUUUCCUUGACAUCUUCCUGUUACUGUUGUAAAUAGUAUUUAUUAGCUUUGCAAAAUUUUGUUCAGGCAGUCUCAAUGAAGAGAACUGAGCUUCCCUAACCUGCAGAUGGUCUGGGCAAACUCUGAAAUCAGACACAGAAAUACCGCUGAAUACCCACUUCCUACCCAGUUGCCCUAAAAUAAAGCUGUGUGUCGUAUCUUUGUCUUACCUCCUUUUCCAGAGAUGUGUUCUUAGAUCAACUGCUUAGCUGAGGUGAUAGGAAUAUAUGUAGCCCCAGCUAGGCACAGUUGAGGCCUGGAGGUGGUAGAUACUGCAUUAAAUGUAUGGCAAGACAGCCUCUGCCGUGAGGGACUGGUAGACAAGAGAUGAGGCAAAAGAGGGAUGAGUUUGGCACAUAGGCAACUGAAGUGACUGACCCAAGUUCGGUGGAAAAGCCAAGAUCAGGUCUGAGCCUGGUCCAGUAAUCUUCUCUGUGCUUUGUUUCCUCUCUGUCCUGUGUAGCUGUUGCCUUUAAGGCACUCCCUUUCUCAGUGCCCUGACCAUGCCUUUGCUGAGCUGUGCUUGCAAUUUGUCCUUGCAGUGGCGUAGUUGAAGCUACUCUAGGAUUUGAGCAAGGCUUCAUCUGGUUACUACAGAAGGGCAUUCAGACUCCAUUGAGUAUGGGUUUAAUGUGAAAAUCCUAAUUCAGCAGGUUAGUGUAGCUACUUUACCACAAGUAGAUUUUAAAAAAUCAUACAAAUUUUGGAAGCUUUUUUUUUUUCCUAAUGAGAAAUAAGGGAAAAAACUAACUUAGCCUUGCAAGUAGUUUGUUUACCAUGUACAGUAGGUAUUUCCUGCAAGUAUUCCAUUUUGUAAAAUAAUGGAUUUGUAUUUUAUUACAGGGGCUGCCAUACCAGCUCCUUUCUUGUUCUUCUUUCCCUUUAAACUUUCUUCCUUUGGCAUCCUAUUUACCACCUUCAGGCCUGACUCGAAACACAGUGAAAUGAAUGGAAAGAAUCUGAUGAAUUACAGGGGGCUGUGGAUCAGUCCCUCCUGUGCCAUUUUGAGAAUGUGUUUCACAUUAGUGGCAGUGAAACAUGUGCCUGACUCCAUGAGUUAGUAAUGAGUUUUGGUGUACAGAUGUGCUUUCUAGGUAAUGCCCCUUUCUUCUCCACAAGUGCCUUUUUGUUAUUUUGUCUUUGGUGGCAAUGAGAGGAGAGAUGCUGGGUAGUCUAUUUUGCAGGUGUUCCCUCCUCCUUAGCAUGGAUCAGCCUCUUUCCCUUCAACCGUGAUCUUGCUGAGUCCUCUGAAUCAUUCCAGUAUCCAGCAACUUCUGUAUGUUUUUAUUAUUGUUUUAAUUUUUCUUAAAAAAGAUUUAAUGCUUCACAUACUGAACACUGGUGAGUGCCACAAGGGAUGGCUGCAUUGCUUAGCCACAUGAGGUCAGCAAAGUGACAGGAGAAAGGUGGGAUUAACCUCUCUGCUACCAUAUGGCUGGUCACUGUAUUUGGAAAGGUCAUCUUUGUGAAGAUUCCUUACAUGGUCUUGUUCUUUAAAGCACUCAUGUUUUGCAGCUGAUGAGGGCAACUGAAUGGUUAAGCCUCCAGCAAAAAAGGCCCCAAGCCAUCCAGCACAGCGUUGCUGUUAUUAGUCUUGCUGUUUGCACUGUGCUUAAGUAGGAGGCAGCUCUGCCUGAGCUGGUGCCCAUUAAAGUGAUCCAUUUAGGUCAAUCACCUCCCAUUGCAGAUAGAGCUGACUUCACUGUAUUAAAAACAGAAUUGAAUUAUUUCUAGGUACUUAAGGGACAAAUGAGUUUGCAAACCUCAAACAACCUCCCCUUUCUCCAAAACCUAUUGCACUAGUCACCAUUGAAGCUUUGCUCUCUCGUGUACUUAAUUUGGGCAUGCUGGUUCAAAUCAGAUUGGAGAUAGUCAUGUUUUCAUCUGGAGCAUUUGAAGCUGGCCAUGGUCUGGGUCAGGCCUCUGAGCUCACUCACCCAAGCCAGGAUGGCUGUACCAAUUUUCUUGUAACUGGUAAUCUAUUUCUGUAAUCUUAAUUUGUGUAAUCCUUUAAAUUAUUUUUAAGUAUUCUUUAGGGAAAUCUUUUGACCUAGCAUGCAUUUUGCUUAGAAAUUUAUUAAAUAUUGCUUUUUUAUAGUAAUGAAAAGCUCUGCUUCACUUGGGUAUGUUUGUGACCAUUUUCCUUCAGGGGCCUUAAUAUAACAGGUUUCUCUGCUAGAUACUAGGGGCCAAAGAAUCUGACUCCCUCACAGGCUGUUAAGCAACAAGGACCUCACUAUCUCCAGAGGUAGUUUAUGCCAGUGUUACAAAUCUAGCAGGUGGAGAGAGGAGAUAAGACACAUACAACUGCAUUGCCAGCCUCAGCUGUCCAGUGGUGACCCAAGUGUGAGUGACUGCAUGAAGAGGCAGCUGUACGUGCUCUGUGUUAAGGGCACAGGGAAGGAGUAGUAAGUGAUAUCUGGGGAGGAUGCCAGUAUAAGUGCUUUUCAUUAACUCAGAUAUCUUGCUUGAGAUCUUAGCCUUCUGCCAAUAUACUUCUUCAGGUGAUCAGUGACUUGGUGCUGUGGAAUUGUGCUUGUGUGGACAGGGUAGGCAAAGGUAGGUGGGCUACUUAAUUUCCAUUUCCACUGGAGGACUUAAGUGAUCCUUAGAGUCUUCAGCUGUAACAUUAUGCUGCUUGUCAGCAUGAUUUUAUGCACACUAUUAAACUUACCUUAUGGCCUGUGGCUUUAAAGCAUGUCUAGAUCUGUCAAGUCUUUGCUUCUAGGGAGAUAAAUUAGAAAGGAAUGUAGGGCAUUAUUUAUAUAUAUAUAUAUAUAUUUAGAAAGUAUCAAGCACAGGGCAUGUGACAAUUCUAAUCUUGUUACCAGUGUGUACAUAAUGUUGGUUUGUGUUUUUAUUUCCCCCCCCAGGCUAUUUGUACUGCUUUGCUGCAUUUCUUUUACUUCAUCCAUGCCAUUCUGUGUUUUCAGUGGCACAGACUUGGAUAAGGCUGAGCUUCUUAGGCCAGAUCCCAGCUGAUACAAUGCAGCACACUUCUCACUUACUUUUGGAGGCUGCAGGUCUGUUUUAUACUGGCAGGGGACCUUUUCCAUAUCUCUCUGUGUAACAGUGUAUUUCAAUUUAUUAUUUUAAAAUUUUUACUGUAGAGCUAAAAAAUUAAAAUCUUUUUCAUGUUUUUUUGUUUGGGUUUUGUUGUUUCUAUUGUUGUUUAGUUGGGUUUGGGAAUUUGGUGUGGGGUGUUUUGGUUUUUUUUUUUAUUUUGGGGAUUUUUUGGUCCUGCUAAAGAAACCAACCCACCUCUCUACUCCCAUCCCUCCAAACUAGCAGUGGUGAAUUCUGUCUAGACACAUUUAGAAUGUAGGUCAAGUGUAUGAAUUGUACUAAUUGCUACAUUGGGAGGGAUUUCCACUGAGUAUUUGGGCUCUAGAUUCUAGCUAAUGCCAAGAGGCCAUUGUACAAAACCCACGCAGCUAGGAACGGAAGUAUAUGGAGUAUUUUUAUACUCUUGGUGACUAAAAUAUUUCUUUCUGAAGUCACUAAUUAGAAAGGGAACAUUUUGUAUUCUGAAGGUGAAAUGGUAGGUCAGUACUUUGUAACUACAAAAGUUAUGCUAGCCUAUAGAAGUAGUGUAGUGCUGUGAUGCUUUGCUGCUUUGCACUAUAGUGCUAAGGAUAAGCAGCUUUGAGGGUUGCAAUGAUGAAGAAGCUUCUUGGAUGUUAGUAUCUUUACAAAUAAGAAGUAAGGAUUCAGUCAGUGGACCAGCUUUCUCAUGGCAAAUAAAAUGACUGUGGGCACUUAGGGGCAUGUUGAGGUGUGAUUCCAGCUAGUACUGCCUUGUUUAUGUGAUCAGUUAUCCACCGAGGAUUCCAGGAUUGAGAGGAAAGCUGCCAUUUGUUUUUGUGGUUUCCAUGGCAGGCCUUUUUCUGCUUUAGCAAGGUAUAUAUGUGUGAAUUGACUUCUUGCGUAGAAAAGAGGACAUCUUUCAGGAAACUCCCUUUUGUGAUGCUGAAAUGGAGUUUGGAUGUUAUUACCAGCAGUCUCCUCUCUGCCCUAAAGCCUAUCUCCACACUCUCUCCCAGAGUUGGAAGUGAAUAGAUGAGAACAAAUCUUGGGAAAGCUGGAUUUGUAGUCCUGUCAUACAGAAAAGACAAGAGAAAUGGUGGGUGACAUCACAGGGAAAUCUGCUAGUUCUUGAUUCCAUAAAUCAGCACUGGUAGUCUUUUUCAUUAGUCCCCUCCUUGUUUUAGCUUUACUAUUCCACUCACUCUUCAGUACUGCGCAGUCCUGUCUAUGCAUAUCCGACCUUUAUAGUCUAUGCCAUUUUCCCUUCCAACCAGUGAGUAAAAAUCUUUUUGAACUUUGGCAGCCCAUAAUUAAGGGAGUGGAAGGGAGAGAGGGAGAAGCAGAGGCAGGUAAUCAAUUUCUUUUAGCAGAGUUCUGCUCAUAUCUGACUUAGCCAUAUCAGAUUGUAAUUCAAUGGUGCUGUAACAGCUUGCUGUCUUCAAUUGCACGGUUAGCAAGACCAAGUGUGAGCAUGUGUGUGCCUGCACACGUGUGCCUAGUGAGCAAUUUUAGAAUAGCCUGCAGAGUUGGGGUUUUUAAUGUAGUAAGCAUCACUAAAGAAAGUCAUCUACCUGAACACACAGAGCACAUUCCGCUUGGUGCAACAAAAAGUCCAGGUUUUUAUCUCAGAAACCUGUUCACAUUCCACAUCACUGAGCACUUGUAAAGCUGUUGGAUGAGUUGCUAUCUGAAGUCUGUCCUGUUAACAAUUUUCAGCUGAAAGUUGUUGCACUGUGUCAUUUUGUGUGUGUGCAUAAAUUUUCUGGCCUUUCUGUAGGACAGUUCUGACUUGGUACAAAAAAAAAAUUAUUGCUUUAGGCUUUGUUGUAUCUUUGGGUGUUGCUUUUGUUCUGCAGAAUUAUGGCUUUGAAUGCAUGCUUUUAUAUAUAUAUAUAUAUAUAUAUUUUUUUUUUUUUUUUUUGUAAUGCUGUAAGUUAGCCUUAAAAAAUGGUUCCAGGGAGCUGACAGCUCAAGGAACACAAUUUGUUGAGCUGCUCUUCUGAGAGAGGAUCUAAUAAUCUCCCUUCCCUGGGAUCUCUACUGCCCUAACUGCCCCACAGGUGCAGUAAGAUGCCAUGGAGGAGAAGCAGUUUGCUCUCCCUGAGAUUCCCUGGGUAAAUUACCUGCUGGUACCUUCAUGAAGGGUCAAAGCUAUUGCCUUGGGCCGUGCAAAACAAUACCUUGUGACUCUGAGUCAUUUUGUGUGUGACACGCCUAAGGCGUUUCAGCUGAUCUUUCCUUUUGUUCAUGUGGAUAUGCUAUGGGUUUGUGCGAACAUUUAAACCUAAGAUGAAAAGGACAAUGAUACAAGUGCAAAAGCACACCCCCCUAAACUCCUUGGUGAACUGCAUUGAGACCUUUUCUGAUUGCAGAUAUCUGUUCUCUUUGCCCUAAGUCUGCUGAAUUCUGUAUGCCUUGUUCAGUGGCCUCUCUAUUUUUGUCCAAGUGCUGUCAUCUGGAUAUGGUCCCACCUGAGUAUUCACACUGCAAACAUGUUCAUCGAGUGGAGAGAAAUUGCUGGGUUUGCAUCUAAAUUUUCUGCUUGAUUCUAUGAGAGAACAGACUACCUGCUUUUGUAGCCUAAACAUGUAUGUAGCUAAGUAUGUUAUGCUUUUCAUUUCUUGCAAAUAAAUAUUUUCUGUAGAAAAAAUAA